Colossoma macropomum (tambaqui) is the source of this 1494-nucleotide messenger RNA. RefSeq names its product otolin 1a (gene otol1a). The coding region runs from base 1 to 1494 and encodes 497 amino acids. Gene Ontology annotation, molecular function: protein binding. The record is from RefSeq and is a predicted model, not a curated record. The transcript has 4 exons. Lineage: Eukaryota; Metazoa; Chordata; Actinopteri; Characiformes; Serrasalmidae.
AUGCCCAGUUCUCUCCGCCUGCUCAUCCUGGUGACAGCGUUGGUGGUGGUAGCAGUAGUAGAGGCAGUAGCAUCUAGGAACCCAUACCGAGUCCACACAAAGCCCACUAAGAGGCCUCAGGGUGGAGAAAGCCCCUCACAGCUGCCCUCCCGUGUGGGGGCUCGCCACACCACCACCGCCACUGCCAUCCACUCCAGCAGUGCAGCCACUGAGGAGACCACAGAGUCCAUCAUGGAUGCCUAUUCCCUGUCUCCCACUGACAGCACCACCUACGCUAGUGAUGCUUACUCUUCAGACUACCACACUGAGGCUAUGCUGCCCCCUGGAGUGGGCCAAAGGAACUACACCCUGGACUACAACGAGUGCUUCUUCAACUUCUGUGAGUGCUGUCCACCAGAGAGAGGCCCUCCAGGACCCAGCGGAGAGAAGGGGUCAUCAGGUGGUCCAGGGCAGAAGGGCCAGGUGGGACCUCAGGGACCAGUAGGGCCAGCCGGACCCCCUGGAGCUCGUGGACUGCAAGGAGAAAAAGGAGAUCGAGGAGAUGCUGGAGAGAAGGGGCUGCCGGGAAUUCCAGGACUUGCUGGGAUGCGUGGGGAUAAGGGUGAGCCAGGACUUAAAGGAGACAAAGGAGACAUCGGUUUGCCUGGACUGAAAGGUGACCCCGGAGAAAGAGGGGAACCUGGGCAGAAUGGCACCAAGGGAGAGAUGGGUGAGCCCGGCAUGCAUGGUCUGAUGGGACCUGCCGGACUGGAUGGAAUGAAGGGGGAAAAAGGUGAAAAGGGAGAAAUGGGAGAACGCGGUGGUGGCGAGAAGGGCGAGAAAGGUGACAAAGGUGAAUCUGGACCACCAGGACCAAAGGGGGACAUGGGCAUCCCGGGAUUCAACGGCACUGAUGGGUCUCCUGGGAUUGUGGGUGAGAAAGGAGACCCAGGGCCACAAGGUGCCCAGGGGGAGCCUGGCACAAAGGGACCACCUGGACCACCAGGGCAAAGAGGUAUGCCUGGUAUGAAAGGGGUCCGAGGUCUGAAAGGUAUGAGGGGCCUAAGGGGAGUGAAGGGAUCCAAAGGGGAGCCUUUCAUUCAGAAACGUUCGGCUUUCAGUGUUGGACUCUUCCCAAGCAGGUCCUUCCCGCCUCCUGGCCAACCCGUUAAAUUUGACAAGGUCAUCUAUAAUGAGGAAGGCCACUGGGACCCCAACAUCAGCAAGUUCAACUGCACUUACGGCGGCGUCUACGUGUUUUCCUACUACAUCACCGUGCGCAAUCGUCCUUUGCGGGCAGCUCUGGUGGUGAACGGGGUUCGUAAAUUGCGUACCCGUGACUCUCUCUACGGCCAGGAUAUCGACCAGGCAUCCAACAUGCUACUGAUCCGACUGUCCUCUGGUGACCAAGUGUGGCUGGAGACGCUGCGGGACUGGAAUGGAGUUUAUUCCAGCAGCGAAGACGACAGCACCUUCUCUGGGUUCUUACUGUUUGCGGAUGCCACUAAGGACUAA